UUGAAGGCUUAAUCCCAGGCGUCAGUUCAGUCUCUUUGCCGUGUCAUGACGUAAACUACCCUUAUUCUUGAAAACUGAGCGUUUUGCACCGGUGUCGUCUGCUACUACCCAGUCUUCUGCUAGUUGUUGGGGUUGUUCGGUUCAGCAGAUGUGAGGCUUUGAAAUCAAGCCGACUUCGACAAGACUUGAAGAUUGCUGGGUGACAAGCCAUGGCGAUUCACAUUCAAAGCCGUGGCCUUAAGGGCUUAAGUCGGUUUCUACUCAAUUCUAGUAAGCUUUCCUAUACUAGAAUCUGUUCAUACUAUCAUCAGCAACAGAUAUUAAAAAGAGAAGAAGAUAACGAUAUUCUCCCUAACCUCACACCUAUGGAAUCACUUCAUGAAAAGGUCAUGCGAGGUGAAUUAAUGCAAGAUGAACACCAGUCACUCGUCAUGCAAAGCUUAGAGAAAGUGUACAAUGACAUAAAGUCAUACCAACCUGCAGAAUCUUCAGUCUUUGACAGAUGGUUUGGUAAAGAGAAAAAAGUGACAGCUCCCAAAGGACUCUACUUGUAUGGAGCAGUUGGAGGUGGUAAAACAAUGCUCAUGGAUGUAUUUUAUAGUUGUUGCCAGAUUGAUGGAAAGCGCAGAGUACAUUUUAAUGCUUUUAUGCAAGAUGUCCAUGCCCGUAUUCAUGAAGUGAAGAAACACGUUGUGCGGGAUCAUUCAAGUACAAAACCACAACCAUUUGAUCCCAUCCGACCUGUAGCCAGAUCUAUCUCUAACCAAUCAUGGCUGAUUUGCUUUGAUGAAUUUCAAGUAACCGACAUAGGAGAUGCAAUGAUUUUGAAACGACUAUUUACUGAACUGUUCGAUAACGGAGUAGUUGUAGUAGCCACAAGCAAUAGAGCUCCUGACGACUUGUACAAGAAUGGUUUGCAGCGCUCUAAUUUUGUUCCAUUUAUCCAAGUUUUGAAAGACCAUUGCAAUGUUCUAAGUCUAACAUCAGGCAUUGAUUAUCGACAAAGGUCUACUCCAGGCAAAGAAAAGAAUUUCUUUGUCAAAACUGAAGUUAACGCAAAUGUUGAAAUGGACAAAAUCUUCAAGUACCUGUGCUCCAUGGAAAAUGACAUUAUUCGCCCUCGAACUCUAAAUAUUAUGGGACGCAAUGUGCAGUUUAACAAAACCUGCGGCCAGGUUUUGGACUGCACAUUCUCUGAGCUAUGUGAAAGGCCUCUUGGUGCAAGUGACUAUCUUCAACUCUCGCAAGCAUUCCACACUAUUUUUAUUCGAGAUGUACCCCAAUUGAACUUGAAAAAAAAAUCUGAAGCAAGACGAUUUAUUAUGCUAAUUGAUACUCUUUACGACCAAAGAGUGCGGAUUGUUGUUAGUGCUGAUGCUCCAUUGAAAUCCAUGUUUGUGGCUGAUGAUGAACCAAGUGACAUUGAUGACUCUUCCCGAAUGCUAAUGGACGAUUUGGGAAUAUCUAAGGGAUCGGAAAAUGCUUCUGCAAAUAUAUUUACUGGUUACGAAGAAAUGUUUGCUUUUGAUAGAACUGUAUCUCGGCUAAGUGAAAUGCAGUCAGCAGAAUAUUGGGAAAUGUGGGAGAAGCAAAGAUAAAUUCAUUAUCAUUGCAAUUGUAAAAUAGUAUUAAACACUAUCCAUAUAUUUGUAUAAACUUCAAUUUGUAUAUAUCUGUGUAAAAAUGUCUGUGAUGUAGGCACUGCUCAUCAAUAUUGUUUCUGUCUUAUUUAUAUCAGAAACUAACAAAGUAAACUGAACAGUUAGGUUGAUUUGAUGCUUAUGUGCCUUAAGAUAAUUAACCUGCAAUUUUAUUCUUCUAAUUUAUUAGAUGUUCUCACCAGAACUUCUACGUGUAAAUAAAAUAUUUUUUCAGAAGA
This is a messenger RNA of Frankliniella occidentalis (western flower thrips), 1879 nucleotides long. RefSeq names its product putative ATPase N2B. The record is from RefSeq and is a predicted model, not a curated record. NCBI's taxonomy places the organism in Eukaryota, Metazoa, Arthropoda, Insecta, Thysanoptera, Thripidae. Gene Ontology annotation, molecular function: ATP hydrolysis activity; ATP binding. The transcript has 9 exons. Gene Ontology annotation, cellular component: cytoplasm; mitochondrion. The coding region runs from base 210 to 1598 and encodes 462 amino acids.